AUGGAAAAUGUUCAACCGCUGUGGAAUGCCGACCCUAUGAUUCGCCAUCUCCUCGCCGCCUUCCGGGAUACAUUCUCCAACCGCGGCAGUAUCCAUCAUCUUCAUCGUCAUCAUCCAGUCCUCAAUCUAUUACUAAUGGCCACGCCGUCAACAAUGGGCUCCAAGUCCAGCCUCAGCGAAGCCCUCGCCCUCCUCCCCCCACUCCAGCUCUACCGCCGCAUCCUCCGCGUCCACCGCCGCAAGCUCGAUCCCGAGAUGCGCAUCCUGGGCGACUCAUACGUGAAAAGCGAGUUCCGCGCACACAGAAACGUAGAGAAUCCUCUGCAUAUUAUCGGCUUCUUGACGGAGUGGCAGCUGUAUGCUCAGAAGCUGGAGGGUGAUGCGUGGGUUGGGGAGAAGCUGGAUAAGUCCAAGUUGGACAAGAUGAGUGAUCAGCAGAUCGGGCAGCUGUAUGAACUCAUGCAGGCGAUCAAGAAUCCGGAGGGAGAGGGGAAGGAGUGA
Messenger RNA from Aspergillus fumigatus Af293, 501 nucleotides. Its product is annotated as putative ACN9 family domain containing protein. Gene Ontology annotation, biological process: mitochondrial respiratory chain complex II assembly; succinate metabolic process. The coding region runs from base 1 to 501 and encodes 166 amino acids. Gene Ontology annotation, cellular component: mitochondrial intermembrane space; mitochondrion. NCBI's taxonomy places the organism in Eukaryota, Fungi, Ascomycota, Eurotiomycetes, Eurotiales, Aspergillaceae. The record is from RefSeq and is a predicted model, not a curated record. The transcript has 4 exons.